Molecule: messenger RNA, 1268 nt
Organism: Coffea eugenioides
Lineage: Eukaryota; Viridiplantae; Streptophyta; Magnoliopsida; Gentianales; Rubiaceae
Product: putative ER lumen protein-retaining receptor C28H8.4
Exons: 6
Coding region: 187-1005 (272 amino acids)
Biological process (GO): protein retention in ER lumen
Cellular component (GO): membrane
Molecular function (GO): ER lumen protein retrieval receptor activity
Source: RefSeq, a predicted model, not a curated record
CUACGUCGGUGCUGGUGGUAGUAGUACCAGGUAACGAGCGGAGGCACCCAAAGCCAAUCCCAAAAGUGGAAAGCGCAAAGGUCAACACUGAACCUGCAAACUUGCUCUGUCUUCGCCUUCGCGCUCUCAAACAGAAACCAUAAUAUCCCAGCGUAUCUUCUCUGGGGCAAUUGAGUCGAGUUAUUAAUGGGUCGACGGAGGAAUUCAUCGGCAAUGAACAAGCUAUUUACAUGGGUGAGGAGGCAGUCCAUGAAGGUCAAGGCUUUCUUGGCCGUGACUUGUCUUCUCUCAGCAUUGGUGGCUCUCAAAUUGCUUAUUAAAGAUCACGACCACUUUUUUGUUGCCUCUGAGGCUGCACAUUUUUUGGGCAUCAUCGUCCUGAUUUAUAAGCUCUCCAGUCAAAAGACUUGUUCCGGCCUUUCAUUAAAGUCUCAGGAGCUGACGGCUAUAUUCUUGGGUGUCAGAGUAUUCUGUAGCUUUUUCAUUGAAGGGGACAUUCACACCGUUCUUGAUUUUGUCACCCUUGUGUCAACAUUGUGGGUUAUAUACAUGAUAAGAUUUAAACUGAAGUCAACCUAUGCCGCUGAGCUGGACAAUAUGCCGAUAUACUAUGUGGUGGUGCCUUGUGCCAUUCUGGCUGUGCUUAUUUAUCCUUACACUAGUCAUGCUACAAUAUACAGGAUUCUUUGGGCUUUUUGUGUUUACCUGGAAGCCAUUUCUGUGUUGCCUCAGCUUCGCAUGAUACAGAAUGCCAAGAUGAUUGAAGCUUUUACAGCCCAUUAUGUGUUUGCUUUGGGAGUUGCCAGAUUCUUUGGCUUUGCUCAUUGGAUAAUUCUGGUUUCUGAUACUGCCGGACUGAAUCUGCUUCUGGUUAAAAGCGGAUACCUUUGGCGGCUGGCUGUUUUCCUGGCAGAGGUGGUCCAGACCUUCAUAUUGGCCGACUUUUGCUAUUAUUAUGUCAAGAGCCUCGUCGGUGGUCAAGUUCUAGCCAGUCUACCCGUCUAAUCGCUAUAGUCAUAUCUCACACAGAUCAUGGCCAUGCAAUUGGAUGGAUGUUCCAUAUAUACCUACCUACCCAUGCUGGUAAUCUUGGACAGAAAUUGUUUACCUUGUACUUAGUUCUCUUCUUCUUCUUCUGUAGUCAUUUUACCAUGCAAAUUCUCUUGGAAUGUACUUCUGGUGGGUCUCUCUUGGAUGUUUUGAUUACAUAGUGGUGAAUAUUAAAAUCGUAAUAAUGAACAUGGUAAUUCAAACUCUUGAUAACUUGA